Messenger RNA from Ambispora leptoticha, 661 nucleotides. NCBI's taxonomy places the organism in Eukaryota, Fungi, Glomeromycota, Glomeromycetes, Archaeosporales, Ambisporaceae. The record is from the annotation of a GenBank genome assembly.
CUGAUUGGAUGGAAAUUGGCAUUGGUCGUAUUUGCAUCAUCGCCUUUAAUGGUGAUUUCUGUUGGCUAUGCUAUGAGAAUUCGCGCGGAAUGUCAAAACGAACAAUUGCAGCAUUGAAUCGCGCGGAAACAUUCAAAACAAAAUAUAAAGAUUCUAUUGCCAGACCGCAUAGAACAGUUAUUCGUGGUGCUUUAAUUUUUGCCAUCGGAUUUUGCGCGUCUCAGAUUGAACGACGAAAUGUCAGAAUUCUAAGAGGUCUUGAUACUGAAAUUUUCGCCGGAAAGAAUGUUGCAUUAGUCGGUCCAUCUGCAAGCAGAUGUCAAGGAUUGGAAUCUCGAAUAUUUGAGAUAAAACAUGGCAUUAGUGGUCAAGAGCCGGUUCUUUUUGAUAUAACUAUUGGUGAGAAUAUUGCGUAUGGAAAGAAGGAUACGCCUGUUUGUGAAAAAAGAAUUCAGUUGAGCGGCGGACAGAAACAGCGCGUCGCAAUAGCACGAGUAUUAAUUCGAAAUCCAAAACUAUUAUUAGAUGUAGCAACAUCAGCACUCGACUCCGAAUCUGAAAUAAUUGUACAAGACGCUCUAGAUCAUGCUCAACAAAAAUAUGAUUGCAUUUUCAGGCUAAAAUUCCUAUUAAACGCAAGGAGCUCAGUUUUUAAUAAUGA